CGGUCGCAAGACCAUGUAUGAGUGUUGCUUUCGAUUAUCCAAGUGAUUCACAAUAAAACUUAAAAAAUCAAACAUUAUAUUCAAUAAUACGUGUUGUAUUAAAUGAUGUACUAAUAAAUUUAAUUUUCCGUUUGAUAAUUCAAAAUCAAGUGAAAUGACGUCAUUAGUUCAGUGCGACAUUGAUUAUUGCCAAGGCAACCAUGAAGAUAGCUCUUGGCAUGCUAUUAUGUUUCGGACUAUGUGGAGUCCUGUAGCUAUUACCGGAAACAACAGCAUACCACCUACUAGAUCCAAACAUAGUGCCGCGGUGCACGGCAACCACAUUUACGUGGUCGGGGGUCGGAACGGAAAUUGGCCCCUGAAAGACAUAUGGAGAUAUGACUUGGUACAAAACGCUUGGGAACAGUUGCAUCCGACAGGUGAUACAUUACAGAAUUUGCAAGAGCACACAGCGGUCGUUUAUCAAGACAAAGUAUACAUAUUUGGCGGGGAAGUUAGUUUUUCAUCUGCCUCCGAAUCGCCGCUAUGGUCUUAUAGUAUCAAAGAUAACCAAUGGAAUAAAGUCAAAUGCGCAUCUGGCACCAACGUUCCAAAAGGCAGAAGAGGGCAUACUGCUCUUGUAUACAGAAAUUCCAUGAUUAUUUACGGUGGUUACAGAGACCUAAAAGGAUCCAGCGGCGAGAUGUGGGCAUUUCACUUUGAUUCUCAGACUUGGCAUCUCCUCUCCCAAGGAAAAACUACACCUCCCGCAAGACACAAACAUUCAGCUAUUAUAUACGGAGAUGUCAUGUGGGUAUACGGCGGAAUGACAGAUUUGCAAGAGAGAUCAGAUUUAUGGAAAUUUGAUUUUGUUAGAAAAAAGUGGAGCAUCGUUAAAAGUAAAGUUAAUCCCGGACCAUUACAAGGUCAUAGCACCUGUAAAGUGAUGGGGUCCAUGGUUAUUUUUGGUGGUAAAAAAGGAGGACAAAUAAGCAACGAUUUGUGGAAGUUUUAUUUUGCUAGUGAAACUUGGGAGAAAAUUCAAAAUAUGUAUCCACAACCUCCACCAAUUUGUGAAGCUAUAGCAGUAGCUACGGCAGAGAAAACAGAAUUUACAUCAGUGAAACAGGGUCGAGAAAAUGGUGUUCAAAGUCCAUUAGCACGACGACCGAGAUGUGGUCGAUCAGUUGAUAGAUUGAGCUGUAGCGAUAGGGAUCAGAUUCAUAUUCAACAUCAACAUCAAUCUAGACCUGAGUCAAGAACAAGAGGUUCGAAUGUGAACAUCCUUAGAGAACUUUCAAAGCUAUCUCAACUCAAUUUGUAUAAGUUUUCCAAUAAUAAUGCUUACAGUAUGUUAAGUAGUAAAGAUAACGGAGAAACUCAUCAACAGAAUAUGGUCAAGUCACAAAGUGUGAAUGUUAUUGCCAGAUCAUUAAUAUCGCCAGUUAUACCUAACAAUUCGCCUCCCAAAUCAUUUCGGAUGCCUAGAGACCACAUUUCCGUUCCUAAUUUUGGUGCCGCUCUCACGCCUGUUGAGGCUGCAAAGCUUGUAUAUUUAGAAGACGAAGAAGCACCUAGUCCAAGAGUAGAAAUUGACAAUGAUUUUGGGUCGGUACACAUGAGGUUUCAUCCAAACGGACCUUCAUCGGCCAUGUCUCUUAAUAAAGUAUUAAACCGUCGCAGUUAUCCAUUAACUAACUCGGCAUCUUCCAGAUUUGGCAAUCCAUAUAGUACUCCAGAAGAACCUGGUGAUAUAACUUCUGGUUACGCAAGUAUUGAGACCAUGCACUUGUCGCCUAACAGCGAAGGACCAAUGUGUUUUUCCAACCCGAAUUACGUUGUGCAAGCUGAUAUACAAAAUGCUAUUUCGAAAGGUGAUUAUGUCAAACUAAACAGUCCUCCAGAUAGUUUAUUGGAAGAUAGUGAUAAUACGUUUGAAAUGCGAGAAAUGAACAGACCUGUACCUCCUAAAACAUUGGCACUGAAUUCAUCUACGGCGUUUAAUUCUUCUAAAGUUUAUGCUCAAUCUAUCUCAGACGUUCGUGGUCCUCCACUAAAGGCCCGAGCUGUCAGUGCCAGCCGUACUGAUCGUGAUCAACAACAAGUGAAAGAAUGCACAGUUUUCCUGUUAGGAGGAAAUGAACAAGAUGGAUCAGUAACGGUAUUUAAGAAACCAAUGAUAAUGUGGAAACUCAGUAUGUUCUUCCGAAAUGUUUAGAUAUCAUUGACAGAAUUCCAAAAAGUUUUAGUUUUCUAAUUGAAAUAUAUUGCUAGAACAAAAAGUUGAAGAUGCAAAUGUUGCUAAGAAUACCUUAUUAAGCUUUGUGCGACGUAAUAAUUGAUUUAUUUAACUUUGGUUCCCUCCAAUAUUUUUAAUAAUUGUCAUAUAAGUUUUUAUUGUUUUAUGUUAUUUUUCUGACUAAAAUACUUCAUUUAUUAAAACAAUUAUUUUAGUACUUCUAUUACCUACAAAAAAUGUAGAGUCCGUCCGGUGUUUCACUUACUUGUUUUUCCGUCCACCAACAAAUAAGUGAAUAUUAACAAACAAUAACCACCGACAAUACAAUCCGCAUUUUGCUUAUAUAAAUACAAUGAUUUGUAAGAAUUUUUAAAUUUAAAUAUAUAUAACAUUUUGCAUAUUAAUUUUACAAUAAACAUUAUGAUGUAUAGUUUAAUAUUUACUAUAUUCUAUAAACCAGUACUAGGAUCCAGAAUGAUUUCUGAUCUAAGAAAUUUUUUUCUAUAUCUAGUAAGUUAGUUUACCAACAUCGAAUUUUUUUAGAAAAAUUCACGGUUAAUAAUUUAAAAAAAUUUAAAUAAUAUUAAAUCACUUUUAAAACCUUAACCAAACCUAAUACUUAAACUUUUUAAAAGUCAAAUUUUAAGUUCAAUUAAUGAUUCAAAGAUGGUCAUAUAAUAUUUUUGUUUAAUCUUUAAUCUCUUUUCAAGAUGUACUAAAAAUAUUUCAAUAUAAAUAAACUUAUUUACUAGAUGUAAGAAAAAUUGCCAGAACCGAAAUUAUUUCAGUUCUGUUAUAAACUCUUAAAUAUUUUUACGCAUGUGGCAAAUUAAAAUAA
Messenger RNA from Daktulosphaira vitifoliae (grape phylloxera), 3056 nucleotides. RefSeq lists its product as uncharacterized. Gene Ontology annotation, molecular function: protein binding. The coding region runs from base 155 to 2197 and encodes 680 amino acids. The transcript has 8 exons. Lineage: Eukaryota; Metazoa; Arthropoda; Insecta; Hemiptera; Phylloxeridae. The record is from RefSeq and is a predicted model, not a curated record. Gene Ontology annotation, cellular component: Golgi apparatus.